AGAAUGCGGAUACAGCCUUCGACAGUACCGACCGCGGCGUGGAGGUGCGCGCGCGCAGAUCACAGUGCAGUGUAGUGAUAGUUACGAUUAUAAGAUAAAAUGGCGACUAUAGUAAAUUCAACACAGAGCGUACUAAAAGACACUUACGACUAUUAUUUAUGGACACUGUCGCUUUCAGAUAAAAGAACAGAAGGAUGGCCGCUAGUAGACUCGCCGCUACCGACAGUAGUGUACACGUUAAUCUACCUCUUCAUCGUGUGGAUCGGACCGAAGAUAAUGAAGAACAGGGAGCCCUUCAAACUGACGUGGCUGCUGGUGCCAUAUAAUUUAGCGAUGGCAGCCCUCAACGCGUACAUAGCGGUCAGACUACUGACGGCGUCAUUCAGGCUACGGUAUAGCUACAUAUGCGAGCCGUGCCGACAGAAAUAUGACCCCGACGAAAUGCAGAUAGCUGAUGCGGUAUGGUGGUAUUACUUCUCGAAACUUCUGGAAUUCUGUGACACGUUCUUCUUCAUUCUGAGGAAGAAGGAUGAGCAGCUUACCUUCUUACACGUUUAUCAUCACUCCACUAUGUUCUCGUUCUGGUGGAUUGGAAUCAAAUGGGUGCCCAGUGGUUCAACAUUCCUGCCAGCCAUGGUGAACAGCGGCAUCCACGUCCUCAUGUACACGUACUACGGCCUGUCUGUGUUCGGACCGAGCGUCAGCAAGUACCUCUGGUGGAAGAAAUACCUGACCAUCCUUCAGCUUAUCCAGUUCACAUGCGCUCUGAUCCUCGGCGUGAACGGCAUCAGAACCGGCUGCGAGUUCCCUCUCUGGAUGCACUACGUCCUCAUCUUCUACAUGAUCUCUUUCAUCGUCCUCUUUGGCAACUUCUACAUGAAAGCAUACAUAGCGAAGGGCAGCAGAUGUAUGGAGGUGAGGUACGGGCAAAGCCUUGAUGAUGACGACACAUGCGAACAGAAACUGAAAGACAACUGAGUCAUAACUACCUUCAUAAUUUAUUUUAGACUAAUUACCACUU
Messenger RNA from Aricia agestis (brown argus), 1021 nucleotides. Its product is annotated as elongation of very long chain fatty acids protein 4-like. Lineage: Eukaryota; Metazoa; Arthropoda; Insecta; Lepidoptera; Lycaenidae. Gene Ontology annotation, biological process: fatty acid elongation, saturated fatty acid; fatty acid elongation, polyunsaturated fatty acid; fatty acid elongation, monounsaturated fatty acid. The coding region runs from base 100 to 978 and encodes 292 amino acids. The transcript is spliced from 7 exons. The record is from RefSeq and is a predicted model, not a curated record. Gene Ontology annotation, molecular function: fatty acid elongase activity. Gene Ontology annotation, cellular component: endoplasmic reticulum membrane.